AUGAAUAACGUAUUCCGGCGCCUCACACGACGACGAGACCAAAGCUCCAGCAGUAGCCCACCAGAGCAAGCAGAUACUACGGGACCCAAUUUCACAGCCUCACAUCCGCAUGGUUUACAGCGAACUAUCAGCUCAAGCUCCAAACGCAGCCGGCGCUACGAAGAACCAUUGCCUCGACAUCUCAUAUUGGUCUCCGACACGGCGGAGUUUGAUCCUAAGAUAAUCCACCGCUUCCAAGAAGAAGGAUUUGAUGUGAUUUAUCUCCCCUUCCUGGGGUGUGGAAAUUCAGAGAAAGACCGCAAGGCACUGGAAAAUGCAGUGCAUCUGAAAGAAGAUGAGCUCGAGACUGGGGAGCGUUAUGCGAUUGUCGCAUACCACCGUCCGGCAUACCUCCUUCUAGCCUCGCACCAUCUAACAUUUAGCAACACAAACCCUUUCCCACGACUCUGUGCCUUAAUCGCAUAUUACCCUAUCCCAUCGACAGACCAAUUUACCUACCGGGAAAAGGACAACUGUUCGCCGCCAGGUUGCUCCGACACAGGCGCUAUCUUUGACCCAGGCCCUCAAUCGACUUACCUUCCAAUCCAGAUCCACAUCCCGGGCCCGCGAGUCCAACGCUGCGCAUUAUGGCCAUGGAUCAGUCUCAGUGCUUCAGAGGGAGACGUCACCCACAAGAAGAGGCACCGAUGCCAUGUGUAUUCGUAUGCCGGAUCCAGAGCCGGAUUCGCGGAGAGGGAUAUUUCGGAAGAAAAGUUGAAGGAGGUAGACGAAGAACUCAAUGACGAAGAUGAGAUCAGUUCGCGGCUCGCAUGGGGUCGAGUAUUGGGUUGUUUGCGACGUUCGUUUGGGGUUGGUAGUCAUUGGGCCGUUGUCGAUAUUGAGACGGUUUGGGAGGAGUAUUGGGAUCGGGUUUGGGGGGAGUUGGAGAAUCGGAGGGAGAGUCAUGGAAGUGUGACGGAAUCUGCCGUUGACAUGUUGACCAGAAAUGGUCACUAUGGUGAACAUGGUAGUCCCGCUGGGGAAUCGUGUGUCAUGUGUAUUCCGACCAUGGCUGGAGGCUCGACAAUCUCAUCUCUGAGGGAUUUCUUCGCUUAUGCCUUUAUUCCUGCUGGCCCAGCCGAUCAGCGAAUUCGUCUCUUAUCGCGUACUGUGGGCUCUGAUCGAAUCGUGGACGAGAUUCUGUUUUCUUGUCGUCAUACAGCAGAGAUUCCAUGGUUGCUCCCGGGUGUUUCGCCGUCGGAUCGAGAUGUGAAGGUCGUUAUUGUUGUUGUCGCAAGCUUUUGUGCUAGUCGAAUUAGUCGCCAAAGCCUGUACUGGGACCAGGCGAAUGUGCUCGCACAGAUUGGAAUUUUGGAUCAUGGGCUUUUGCCAAUGGCUCAAGGAAAGCAUGAAUAA
Penicillium soppii is the source of this 1395-nucleotide messenger RNA. Its product is annotated as dienelactone hydrolase. The transcript is spliced from 3 exons. The record is from RefSeq and is a predicted model, not a curated record. The coding region runs from base 1 to 1395 and encodes 464 amino acids. Gene Ontology annotation, biological process: polyketide metabolic process. NCBI's taxonomy places the organism in Eukaryota, Fungi, Ascomycota, Eurotiomycetes, Eurotiales, Aspergillaceae.